Molecule: messenger RNA, 1139 nt
Organism: Orycteropus afer afer
Lineage: Eukaryota; Metazoa; Chordata; Mammalia; Tubulidentata; Orycteropodidae
Product: cytochrome b-c1 complex subunit Rieske, mitochondrial
Biological process (GO): mitochondrial electron transport, ubiquinol to cytochrome c
Cellular component (GO): membrane
Molecular function (GO): 2 iron, 2 sulfur cluster binding; quinol-cytochrome-c reductase activity
Source: RefSeq, a predicted model, not a curated record
GCGCGCUGACGUCACGUCGCGUGCGCCUUCUCGAGCCUGCGCAGUGGUCGGAAGGUCGUCCCUGUGACCGUCUUGGCUGUUGAAGUACCAGUCGCCAUGUUGUCGGUCGCCGCCCGUUCGGGGCCCUUUGCGCCCGUCCUGUCGGCCACGUCCCGCGGGGUGGCGGGCGCCUUGCGACCCCUGGUGCAGGCCUCGGUGCCCGCCACCCCGGAGCCACCUGUGCUGGACCUGAAGCGUCCCUUCCUGUGCCGGGAGUCGCUGAUUGGGCAGGCCGCGAGCCGGCCUUUGGUCGCCUCCGUGGGCCUCAAUGUCCCUGCUUCUGUUCGUUAUUCCCAUACAGACAUCAGAGUGCCUGACUUCUCUGACUAUCGUCGUGCUGAAGUGUUAGAUAGUACAAAGUCUUCAAAAGAGAGCACUGAGGCUAGAAAAGGCUUCUCCUAUUUGGUAACUGCAACAACUACUGUGGGCGUCGCCUAUGCUGCCAAGAAUGUCGUCUCCCAGUUUGUUUCCAGCAUGAGUGCUUCAGCUGAUGUGUUGGCCAUGUCAAAAAUUGAAAUCAAGUUAUCUGAUAUUCCAGAAGGCAAGAACAUGGCUUUCAAAUGGAGAGGCAAGCCCCUGUUUGUGCGUCACAGAACCAAGAAGGAAAUUGAACAGGAAGCCGGUGUUGAAGUGUCCCAGUUGAGGGAUCCACAGCAUGAUUUAGAACGAGUAAAGAAACCUGAAUGGGUUAUCCUGAUAGGUGUUUGCACUCAUCUUGGUUGUGUACCCAUUGCAAAUGCAGGAGAUUUUGGUGGUUAUUACUGCCCCUGCCAUGGGUCACACUAUGAUGCGUCUGGCAGGAUCAGGAAGGGGCCUGCACCUCUCAACCUUGAAGUUCCCUCGUAUGAAUUCACCAGUGAUGAUGUGGUUAUUGUUGGUUAGAGACUUGGACUCAAGUUACAGGCUUCUCUCAGUCUUCAUGUCACCUUAGAAGAGUUACUUGAGAGCAGUCCUUCUGUACUUCAAAUUGAUUGAUUUGAAAUACUUAAGAAUUGCUGAUAAUGUAUUUGUAAACAUUGUGAAGUAAAUUGAAUUAAGUAUUGAAUACUUUCAAGCAUUCACCUAAUAAAACCUCUCUUAAACUUCAUUAAGCUCAGUCA